Molecule: messenger RNA, 1530 nt
Organism: Branchiostoma belcheri (Belcher's lancelet)
Lineage: Eukaryota; Metazoa; Chordata; Leptocardii; Amphioxiformes; Branchiostomatidae
Exons: 3
Coding region: 1-1530 (509 amino acids)
Biological process (GO): G protein-coupled receptor signaling pathway
Cellular component (GO): membrane
Molecular function (GO): G protein-coupled receptor activity
Source: RefSeq, a predicted model, not a curated record
AUGUAUCCCAUCACAACCCAGAACAGAAUCUCGUCGACGGCCAUGUGGACCAACGGCUCUGCCCCUCCGUUCGCUCCUGGAAACACGCCACAUUUUGAGACAUUCGAUGGACAGACCUCCUGUCUCCUGUGGCACCUACAGAACAAGACGGUGUUCCAGGGCUACACAGCGGCACAAGAAGCCUGCUCCAUGUACGAGAACACCGAGGAGAUGGGAACAGCGACCGCCGUCAUCUCUUGGCUCUUGGGGCUUCUCAUCGUGACCUGCAAUGUUGCCGUGAUCUUGGGAAUCAUCCGGACAACACAACUCCACAAGCCGCUGUACAUCUACAUGGCGAACCUCGCCGUUUCCGACUUGGUAGGAGGCGUUGGACUUCUGUAUCGAACAGUAGACCGGAUAGAACUCAUGAGAAUGCACAGUAUGAUGAAUAUUGUAACUUUUCUGAUGUAUAGUCAAGUGGUGUCUGCAUCCGCCCUGUCGCUGUUAUCUGUGAACUCUUACGUCGCUGUAAGGCAUCAUGUAUUCUUCCACAACCACGCCGCCACUGCCAAACCGUUGAAACAGCGGCAAAAGAAAAGGUUUGAGGCGCAGCUGCCAAAUCAAAGCAAUCAGGGACAGAACGGGCAACAUCAACCACGCACUAUCGCAAACAUUGAGGCAGAAAGAAAACACAAGAGAAGUGUGCAGAAGGCGAGAACGGUCCUGAUUUACGUGGUGGUGGCCUUCAUCUUCUGGCUCUUACCUCUCGUGCUCAUCCCGAUCUGUCUGACCCGCGAGAACGGCUGUCCGGCUCUAGAUGGUCCCCAUGCAAGAGCCGCGCUGAUAACUGUCAACUCAGCAAUCAACCCGAUCGCAAGCAUCAUCCGCACACCGGACUUACGGAGGGGGAUCUGGCAAACUGUGGUGGACAUCCGCCGGGCACUUGUCACCAGAAUACGGGGAAACCCAGCUGCGAAUCCACAGGGUCAACAGCAACCUGCACCAGGAGAUGCACCAAAUAUGCCGGGAGGAACCGCACGGGACACCGGUACCGGACCGAACAUAUCAGCAGGACACAACAACAGUCUUGUCAACAUACCAGGACAGAUCACCGCAGGACACAGCAACAAUCCUGUCAGCAUGCCAACAGGACAGCUCACCGAAGGACACAGCAACAGUCCUGUCAGCAUGCCAACAGGACAGCUCACCGCAGGACACAGCAACAGUCCUGUCAACAUGCCAACAGGACAGCUCACCGCAGGACACAGCAACAGUCCUGUCAACAUGCCAGCAGGACAGCCCACAGCAGGGUACAGCAACAGUCCUGCCAACACACCAGCAGGACAGCUCACAGCAGGACACAGCAACAUUCCUGCCAACACACCAGUAGGACAGCUCACGGUAGGAAACGGCAACAGUCCUGUCAACAUGCCAACAGGACAGCUCACGGUAGGACAUAGCAGCAGUCAUGUCAACAAGGGUAUGGUGGGGACAAAAGUAGCAUUCACUAAGGCAAGGAGUAACAGUCUUGCUGUUAUAGACAUAGACUAG